This is a messenger RNA of Electrophorus electricus (electric eel), 1194 nucleotides long. It is a transcript of the gene gcsha, whose product is annotated as glycine cleavage system protein H (aminomethyl carrier), a. Lineage: Eukaryota; Metazoa; Chordata; Actinopteri; Gymnotiformes; Gymnotidae. Gene Ontology annotation, biological process: glycine decarboxylation via glycine cleavage system; protein lipoylation. The record is from RefSeq and is a predicted model, not a curated record. Gene Ontology annotation, cellular component: cytoplasm; glycine cleavage complex; mitochondrion.
AGAAAAUGGCGGCGCGUGUUUUGUUGCGUUGUGCUUCUGCCAACUUAACGUAUACACUGACCCGGCUUUCGUGUACAAAUAUGUUAUCUCCUGCCCGAAUGUUGGGGAGAUCAUGUUUUAAAAGGGACCUGUCCAUGACUCCUCGCUUUUGUACAGCACUGAAGUACACAGACAAACAUGAGUGGGUACGAGUGGAAGAUGGCCUUGGUACUGUGGGUAUCAGUAAUUUUGCUCAGGAAGCACUGGGCGACGUUGUCUACUGUGGUCUCCCUGAUGUGGGUGCAAAGCUCUCCCAGUCGGACGAGUUUGGUGCUCUGGAGAGUGUGAAGGCAGCAAGUGAGCUGUACUCACCUUUAACCGGGGAGGUGACAGAGGUUAACCAUGCCCUUUCUGAGAAUCCAGGACUGGUGAAUAAGUCUUGCUACAAAGAUGGCUGGCUGAUUAAAAUGACAGUAUCAGUACCGGAGGAACUGGAUGCUCUAAUGGAUGAAGCUGCUUAUGAGAAAUACGUCAGAUCUAUAGAGGACUAGUAACUGACCGGAACCACUAGCGUUUGAGUUUUAUAUGCGCGUGAAUGUCCCUGUGGUCGAGCGGGACAAAGACAAUGUGGUCAACUGUGGACCAGCUGUUUCUUCACUACUGAUUUCUCUGCUUGUAGCUGCUAUAGUGUAGCUAGACCUAGAACAGAACAAGUACAUUAGCCUCCAAACACUAAACAGAUCAUGGAGGGCACCACUGGAGGAAAAAACUGCUCUAGUCCACAUUUGUGAAUUGCACACUGCAUAUGGUGUACUUUUUUUCUCCUUUCCUUCUUUUUUUCCCCUCUUUUGUUGUUGUUGUGUUUUUUUUUAUAUUAGUCAUAUUCCAGACUCUAAGACGCACACGAUAACCAACUGUUUUAUCCAGACUAGAAGUAAUCAUUCACUACAGGCUUGCACUGUACCACUUUGCAGCCAUGCUUGGCAGUUACAGUACAGUGAAAUUUGGUGAAUUGAAGGGAGGUAUAUGAUUGAGAAUUUGACAUGAUUUAUUUUCAUGACCACUCUUCCAGUAUUACUUAGGUUGGAGAGCACAUCCUGUAAGGGAGAGGUACUUUGUUCAUUUCUGUGUUGAUGACAGAUGUUGAUCUGAUCCAUACUCAUAUUUAGAGUAGCUGGACAUUAACUUUCAUUAAAGGAUGACUCAUUUUCUCAA